Messenger RNA from Saccostrea echinata, 1468 nucleotides. RefSeq lists its product as uncharacterized. Gene Ontology annotation, molecular function: protein binding. The record is from RefSeq and is a predicted model, not a curated record. Lineage: Eukaryota; Metazoa; Mollusca; Bivalvia; Ostreida; Ostreidae. The coding region runs from base 21 to 1364 and encodes 447 amino acids. The transcript has 7 exons.
UACUUCAACAUUCUAUAGCUAUGAUGGAGGAAUGCAAUAAUAAACCCUGGAUGUGCAGUGUUACGGGAGACUACUCUUUGAUUUUAGACAGAAUGAUCAUCUACAUGACCCCAACUCCACAAGAUGUCGUUGAAACGGGAGAUGACUUCUUUAGUGAUGAAGACAACUCUGCAAAUCCUGAACAAACAGAUGGUUUAAUUUCUUGUAAAUAUAUUUACAAAAGAGAUACGGAUACAGCAUCACUGGCAUCCCAAGGCAAUAAUGAAAACGUGGCAAAUUUUGAUGAAGUAGAUGGUUUACAUAAAAGGGAUUCGGGUUCGUCUACUUCGAGUAGUUCAAGCUGUGAAUCAGGCAGAGAUUCAAGGCCCAGAAUAAGGAGGAAAAGUAGAAAGUUCCAGAGUCUUUGGAGUCGGGAACCCAUUUUUAGCUUACAAUCUCUUAAAAAUCCCAGAGAUCGCACCGAUGUAUUUCAUGUUGUCUCAGAUGUUCACAGGGCAGUUCAAAAUGGAUUGCGGAAAAACGAUAGAGUCAUUGAAAUCAAUGAAAGAGACGUUCGACGUGAAAGUCCCCACAAUGUAGACAUUAUCUGGAGAGGCCUCUCCAAUGUAUCCAAAGUAAAAUUGAAAGUUUGGCGUUGGGAGGAGGAUAAAAAUGGUCCAAACAUUCGGGAAGUAAGGGUUGUUUUUCAUCCCGUGCAGCCGAACUGCCUCAUACGAGAGAUAUCAAAACUUUCACUAAGUGAUAAAAUACACAGAAAAGCGAAGAGUUUCACAUGGUCGGAAAUGCGAUUUUUACCAUUUCAUAUCCGUAUUGCCAGUGAAACAGGAAUUUAUGUAUCUGCCAACACUACAGACAUGUCAUUAUAUGGGGAACAAAUGGAAUUAGUGCCAGGAGACAUAGAUCGAUUUCGUUUCUCUGUGAAGUUCUUUAGCUGCAUUCUGGAGGACGAAGAUCAUGGGACAAAUGCAAGGGUUGGAUUUGUCGCUCAAUUUAUAGUACAAGAUACAUGUUUUGAUGUAUCUUCUGUCAUAGCAGAAUCAACUUCCUCCAUUAAACUGAAGCCACACGUUCCCUAUGACACAGACAACUUGGACGAACGGUUCAUAUUGAAGCUCGAAGUCCCACAGGAGGACAACUUUUUCGAGUCCUUGGCGUACAAAAACGUGUUUAUGAAAUACAACAAUGACUCAAAGAAGCUGUUGAUGCGUCAGUGCGAGGGUCCUGGACCAAAUUUCUUGUUCGAAAUGUUUGAGACACGAGGACCUAAUUUUGAUUCCACAUUGAACAUCUCCAGCAUAUCUGAUAUGGAAGCCGAUAUCUUUGUGUUUGAACCGAUCAAAGAAAAUGAUGAAAAUGGCGAUUGAAUUCAGUGGAAUAUUCUUUUCCUUUUGUAUUUAACGAUCUCAUUGUUCUUGUUUUAAUUUAAAAUUUAUUAAAUGUUUUGUACCAAGAUUAGUUAUUUCGUUCA